AAAAUUCCACAAGGCAAAGUUCGAGGUCGAAUUCUUCGGACACAAACAGGACGAGAAUUCUAUGGUUUCAUGGGCAUUCCUUUCGCUACUCCCCCGCUCGGGCCGUUAAGGUUUAGACGUCCAGUUCGACAUCCAGGCUGGAGCGGCAUCCUUGAUGCUGAUAACUUCAGGUCGUCAUGUCCACAAGUGGAUGACCAGGGCGGACUAAGUGGUGAUGAAAACUGUCUUUUUAUUAAUGUUUUCACUCCAGAUAUAAAAACGGAUCGAAACCAAGGCAACCUCUCACUCUUUCCAGUAAUGGUUUUCAUCCACGGUGAUGAUUUCGAAAGAGGAAGUAGUGACUUGUACGGUCCUGAGAAGCUGGUAGGAAAAAGUGUUGUUUUAGUUACGUUUAACUACAGGCUAGGAAUACUAGGUUUCCUGAGUACUGAAAAUGAAGAUACAUCUGGCAACUGGGGUCUAUGGGAUCAACAGCUAGCACUUGAGUGGGUUCGAAAUAAUAUCAACUACUUUCGAGGUGAUAUCAACUCUAUCACAUUGUUUGGAGAAGGAUCGGGAGGUGCUUCUGUUAUGUUCCAUGUUAUUUCUCCUGUUAGUCAAGGUAUGUUCCAGAGGGCAGUAUCGCAGAGUGGAUCGGCACUAUGUGAUUGGGCUUCAGAACAGAAUCCUGGAAAGUAUGCACGAACAGUGGCACAUCGGCUUGGAUGUCCCACUGAAAGCAGUUUACAGUUGGUGGAGUGUGUCCAGGAAAUACCGGCCAGUAGAAUAUUAAGAGUACAAAGUGAAGAAAAGGAAUAACAAGCGAUUAUUUGGCCCAAUUUAAACAAAAUCCAGAUUAUCUCCGUGGAAACCUUGUUCCCAACUUUAUUCAAGCUGCGACAAAUAUCAAUGCCAACUAUGCUGUGAUCGAGAGUGUAAUGUUCCACUAUUUCAAUAGGAUAAAUGUUGCAAACGUCAGUCAUGUUCUCCUGGCGAUGUUAAAUAUGACAACGGAUGCCUUAUAUGUGUCAUGUACUGAUCAAACAGCUAAAACCUACUCUCAACUGGGUAUUCCAACUUACUUCUAUGUAUUUCAGUAUCGUGGAUCAAACAGCAACGCGCCAAGAAAUCCAACUUUUGGUGAAGUUGUUUCCCACGGAGAUGAACUCUUUUACCAAUUUAAUCUGCGAAGGGAUGGAAAGCGCCUUCUGUCUGGCUUAGACUCAAUUAUAGAAUCUCGUAUGUUAACUUUAUGGACUGAUUUUGCUAAAUAUGGGGAAACUCCCCAUUUCCUAAACUAUGAGUAUCGUGAUAAAUGGCCUCACUAUAGAGGUGACAAUGGUCAUUUUCUAUUCUACUCAAUCGGUCGUGAUUUGAAAAAGGAGCACAACUAUCGACAAACACAAGUCACCCUCUGGUUGCACCACCUACCAUUACUCUCCAACUUAGCAACUGUAUUGCCAUCAAAGCUACCUCUUGUAGAAGACAAAGUAGAAGCAGUUUAUAGCACGUUGGCCUGGGCGGUUGUAGCUGUUGUUGUGGCGCUUUUUAGUUUAGUUGUAGUACUUUUAGUUGUUCUGUACAAUCAACGUCGGAGCCAUAAUUUUGAAAUGAAUUCGUUUGAAGAAACUUCUCAACAGUCUCCUGGCCCUCUAGUGGCACCAACAUUAUACUAAGUACAUAAAAUAAAUUACUGAAAAGCUCAAAUGUAAAAAUAUUGAAAAUUAAUCUUUGAAAGAAUCUGAUUUCAAAGGAAUAGGAAAACAUCCAAUUUUAUAUGAUAUUUAUUGCGAAAUGCUCGUACAAAUGCAAACAUUUCAUAU
Messenger RNA from Limulus polyphemus (Atlantic horseshoe crab), 1802 nucleotides. RefSeq names its product bile salt-activated lipase-like. Gene Ontology annotation, cellular component: cell surface; synapse. Gene Ontology annotation, molecular function: neurexin family protein binding; signaling receptor activity. Bases 70 to 798 code for a protein of 242 amino acids. The transcript is spliced from 9 exons. Lineage: Eukaryota; Metazoa; Arthropoda; Merostomata; Xiphosura; Limulidae. The record is from RefSeq and is a predicted model, not a curated record. Gene Ontology annotation, biological process: postsynaptic membrane assembly; presynaptic membrane assembly; synaptic vesicle endocytosis.